AUGGCGGAUCAAUUGAUUCAAGGAUUAAGUUGCCUUACUACUUGCGAUAGAGAGGUAUUUUUAUUUUUUUCUUUCUUGAGAGUUACUUUCAUAAUAAAUUUUUUUAGAGCAUAAUAAACCAGUUUCUGGCAAUUUUGAAGCCUAUCAAAGUCGAGCAAACCACAGCUGCUUUUUAUUUGGACAUGAACAACUGGUUAGUUGACACCAUAAGGAUUUCUUAUUUUAAAUGUUAUAGGAACUUGCAAGAAGCAAUCUCUUCUUAUUACGACUACGGCCAAGAAGCGAGUUCUCUGGCCUUUGGUCCGCAAGAACGGGAACUCGAUGCGGAUGUUCAUGGAGUUUUGUACCAGGAUCCUGUCAACAACCCGGUUCGCACAAAAAACAAGAAAAAAUUUGACAAAAUCAUUACAAUGCGACAAAAAAUUUAAACGGGUUAAACUGAGAAAAAAUAGAGCGCAAAACAAAACAAUUGCAUUGAAGAAAAAAACCCUGUUUUUGAUUCACAAAAACAUUUUCGAAACAUAUUAAUGUUGAGAAAAUUAAUAUGAACGUUUUUUUAAAUUUUUUUAUUUGAAGAUUUCCUGAUUUAAAAAGACUUUUUUUAUAAUUUUUAUAAUUCAGGACGGAAGCCUCAAUGCUGGGGGUUGUUAUCACGGUAACUUUUGCUGUACGCAAUAUCGGCACCCUCAAGUGGCCGGCAUCUUUGAAUUUGGCCAUCGUCAACGGUAUACUCUUUUUUGAAUAUUUUUUUACUUAGCUUUAUUCUCAAGGAGACAACAUCAUCUACCACUGGAGACUUGACAAGUUGCUUGGUCCAGGUCAAGCCGGAGCUCUGAACAUCACGUUCAUAACGCCAAGAGAAGAAGGGGAGUUCAACACCGAGUUGCAGCUUGUGAGCCCUUGUGGAGUGCUUUUCGGAGGUUGGUUUGAGGAUCUGGGUUAUUAAUGGCUCUUUUGAGCCUGAGUGAAACAUUUUAACAGAUUUUAACAAAUUUAAUAAACUUUCUUUGAGUAAGAGAAAUUUCGAACAACAAAUAUUGGAAAGUUUAUUAGAAAGGUCACUUUAAUCUAAAUUUUGAGUUUUUUGAAGUUUUUCCCAAAUACUAAAAGUCUACAGGACUUUGCGACACAUUAGGAAAUGCUCAAAAAUUCCAGCCCUUCAGCUUUGAUUGAAGCACAAUAAGAUUCAUAUUCCAUGAUAAUGUCUUUCCUGAAACAUAUAAAUUUUUUUAUUUGCAAAUCUUUUCCAUUUUCAGAAAAGUUCUUCUUGAAGUACAUGAUCAAGCUGGCAGAUUUUCCUGUCCCAUCUAACCCAGAAGAUGUGUUGGCCAUGAUGCAGCAAACCUCGCCGCUACACUAUGCUGUAUGAAAGUUUAUUCCUUUAGGAAAUAUCUUGGUUAAUUUUAAGCUUGCUGAGGAUGAAAUGAUGGUGGAAAAUGCGGUGACGGUGCCACCUGCGUCACCUUGCACUCCUGACGAAAACAUCGACAAAUUCGAAGACGACAUGAUGUGA
This is a messenger RNA of Caenorhabditis auriculariae, 1513 nucleotides long. The record is from the annotation of a GenBank genome assembly. NCBI's taxonomy places the organism in Eukaryota, Metazoa, Nematoda, Chromadorea, Rhabditida, Rhabditidae.